This is a messenger RNA of Sander lucioperca (pikeperch), 2565 nucleotides long. It is a transcript of the gene rad9b, whose product is annotated as RAD9 checkpoint clamp component B. The record is from RefSeq and is a predicted model, not a curated record. Gene Ontology annotation, cellular component: checkpoint clamp complex. NCBI's taxonomy places the organism in Eukaryota, Metazoa, Chordata, Actinopteri, Perciformes, Percidae. Gene Ontology annotation, biological process: DNA replication checkpoint signaling; DNA repair; cellular response to ionizing radiation. The transcript is spliced from 11 exons. The coding region runs from base 392 to 1600 and encodes 402 amino acids.
UUUUCGUGUGACUAUAAAUCAUCUGUCCAGCCCUUUUGGCUAACUGGCGCAUUAACAGCAAUGUUCAUUUAACGUUUGUGUGCACUGCCACUGUUAAAUAAACCAUAUAUAACUUAGUAGUAUAGUAACUAACUAGCUAGGCCAGUUUCUUCUAAUGAUUGAAAUCAUUAAAUCUUACAUGUUGCUGCGGAGGACCCUCUUUAAGCCAAUUUAGCCUUUAUAUCGGCAUGACUUGAUUUUUUUUCUCAUUUGAGCUAAACUAUCAUGUAGCUAACGUUAGCAAUUGUCCUGGAGAAAUCAUCAUUGCGCGCGCUGUUUGCCCGUGUCUCGUGAUAAGCUCCAGACUCGGUUACAUCGGUCAGCAUCGAACCCACUCCUCGAUUCAGCAAACAUGAACUGUAUUUUGGAAGGAAGUGGUGUAAAAGCAUUUGGAAAGGCUAUUCAUGCCCUGUCGCGGAUUGGAGAUGAACUGUGGUUGGAUCCCAUGGUUAAAGCGCUGGCACUGAGAUCAGUGAAUUCUGCUCAUUCUGCAUAUGCCUGCUUCCUCUUCUCGCCGCUGUUCUUCCUGCACUACAGCCUGGGAUCAGCAUCAGAGCAGAGCAGUGAAACAAUCAAAUGCAAACUGGCCAUGAAGUCUAUUCUACCUCUUUUCCGCUGUUUGACUUCGAUUGAGCGUAAUGUGGAACGAUGUCAAAUAUCAAUCGGCACUCCCGAUGACCGAGUGAUGAUCCAGUUUUUCUGCAGGCAUGGCAUCACUAAGACCCACAACCUACGUUUUCAGGAAAGUGAGGCUCUGCAGGCAGUGUUUGCCCCACACCUCUGUCCCAAUGUGCUGAAAGCUCCUGCCAGGCUUCUAGGUGAUAUGGUGAUGCAUUUCCCAGUGUCCCAGGAGGAAAUCACUCUCUCCAUGACUUCUCAGAGAGUCAGUCUGAAAAAUUACUAUGAGGGGGGCAAUGAUCACAUGAAGACUAUGUGCACUGAGAUGUCCUUACACCCAGACGAGUUUGACUACUUUCAAAUCGGAGUAGAGUCGGACAUAACUUUCUGUCUGAAGGAGUUGAGGGGUUUACUGUCCUUUGCAGAGUCACAUUGCCUUCCUGUGUCUGUCCACUUCGGUGCUGCAGGAAAGCCUGUAUGCUUCUCUGUGGACGACAUAGUCCUGGAGGCUACUGUGGUGCUGGCUACUCUGAGCGACUCUGAAAGCAGGGGCUCCUCUCAGCCUACAGAGACGCUGGCCCCUUCUACCCCCAAGUGUGCAGAUGCUGCUGUUCUACCUGUGGGUUGGUGUGACGGCAGUAAGGCUCAGGAUAGUCCUGCUGUGAUGGAGAUGAUACCAUCCAGCCAGGGCAGCCCUAUAACCAACCUACCUGCUCUUAUGCUGCUGCGGCCUGAGACUGAUGACCCUAACGGGCGCGGUGUCGCUGAUGAGGCCUUUGCCAGCGCCACCUUGUCUCCUGCUUCCUCCAUGAUCUGCUCCCUCCUGUUCAGGGCCUCACAGCAGGACGAUGAUGGCCGUGCUGCCAGACUGCCUGUUCUGGCAUGCUACAGUGACGAAGAGGAGAAUUUGGAGGUAGAUAACACAAGAAGCCCUUCCCUCUGAGAACAGGGCUGAGCUUGUGACUUGUGGUUUGUUAAAAGUAGGCCACAACAUUCAAGUGUAGUCCGAAUGAUAGGAUCUUGAUUCAUUUGUAUUUGAUGUACUUUUAAAAAGUUUUAUAAGCAGCAUGUCGUUUGUAGCUCAACGCUAUAGCUUUGCUUGUUUAAAUUAUUUUCAAAGUGUAAACUUUCCCCACGAUGUUCAGUUGGAAAUUCAAGAGAAUGUAUUUAUGAUUAUUUAUCAAAUAAUACAUCAGUUAAUUUAUUUAGGUAACUAUAUUGUGUGAAAUACAUUUGUCAUAGCAUGUAAACCUGAAGAUACCACACCUGUCUGUUGAUGGUAACUGGUAGUAUGCCUGACGUCUGAGGAAUGUGGGAGUACACAUACAAAUCGUACAAGGCGUUCUUAAGCAUUAUCUUUUUCUAGAGCGGAGCCUGAGUUCAGCGAGGUAUACACACACUGGAUGCAGAGCUGUGUGAUAAUUUGUUGAUGUGAAAAUACAGCCCUAGAGGCAUCCGGCAUAGAAGUAAACGCCUCUGCAAUGUAUUGUUCACUACUCAAGCAUGCCAAAUAGUGUUCUGAUCUAACACCAACUGCUGGUUUGUGCUCAUAUCACAGCCAUCUAAUACACAAGAAUAAUAAAUACUAUACUCUUUAUUUAAAUAUUGUACAGAUUUGAAAACUUUUUUUUUUUUUUUUUUUUUAAACAGAGCUUAGAUCUUCAUUGAACUGUACACCCAAAAUAUAUACAGACACAUGCUCUGGUUGUAACAAAGGGUUUGGAAGAGGAAUAGGAGAGGUGACAGGGCAGGUAUGAGUCAGGAAGCAGGAACCACAAAGCUAACAGUGGCAGUUCCAUCUGCCCGGGAGAAUUGCUUUGUAAUAUUGUUAAGGCUGCUUAGAUUGUCUUCAGUGCUAGAACACUUAAAACUCCUAUUUUGACCAUUCACUGCUCUUCCGUGCCCAUU